AUGUCGGCGGUCGAGCUCGGUGCGGAGGAUCAGGGGUCGUGCCGGCUCAUUCAGUAUUACAAGGAUCUGGGCUUCGAGGGCACAUCUGAUCGCACCAUGUUUGGCGAACUGAGUAUGCGGGCACCCCUGCCUGCAAUCGCGCUCCUAGCACCCAGAGACUGGCUCCAAGCUCUGCCUGUGGAAGGAUGGAACGCUUGGGCCUGGCUCUGGGGCAUCUUCAACUGA
Symbiodinium pilosum is the source of this 225-nucleotide messenger RNA. Lineage: Eukaryota; Dinophyceae; Suessiales; Symbiodiniaceae. The record is from the annotation of a GenBank genome assembly.